Messenger RNA from Eriocheir sinensis (Chinese mitten crab), 1765 nucleotides. RefSeq lists its product as uncharacterized. The coding region runs from base 38 to 1594 and encodes 518 amino acids. Lineage: Eukaryota; Metazoa; Arthropoda; Malacostraca; Decapoda; Varunidae. The transcript is spliced from 2 exons. The record is from RefSeq and is a predicted model, not a curated record.
AUUUCAUAAACUUUCAAUAAACUUUCAAUCAACAACUAUGAACCUUCUUGUAGUCGGUACCAUCUUCACCGUGCUGGGGCUGGGGCCCCUCGUUGACGCCACCGGGGUGGCGGGGCUCCGGAGGCUCCCGGAGGACGAGACCUCGUGUCUCGCGGUGGUGAUGGCAGCGCUGGCCGAGUACCGGAUAUUCUACGAACAGGGACUUAAAGAUUCCCCAAAUCUGAUCGAUGUUCCGCAGAAAGCAGUACCAACAGAGGAACAUAAGGAGAUUAUGCCAGCCAAUAUAACGAAUGGAAGUUUAGUUACAGAGAAGAAAGAACAACUUUCUCCACAGGAAAGCACUAUUGUGACAUCUGUGGAAAGGAAGAAUGUUACAGAGAAGGAUGAUGGACUUCAGAAAGUAGAACGAACAGAGGAAAUAAAGGAGAUUAUGCCCGGCAAUAUAACGAAUGAAGUGUUAGUAAAACAGAAAGAAGAACAACUUUCUCCACAGGAAAGCACUAUUGUGACAUCUGUGGAAAGGAAGAAUGUUACAGAAAAGGGUGAUGGAAAAGAUGUCGAGAAAGAAACUGUAGUUCAAAAAGAAGUCGAAAAGAAUGUGUGUGAUAGCGACAUCAAAGAGGUUCGUAACGAAAAACAUCUUAAUGAAACAAUUGAAGACUUGAAACACCAAGUUGAUGACGUGAAAAACAAGAUUAAGGAAGAAAAAGGAAAGGCUGAAGAAACAAAUGCUACGCGUAGCCCAUGCGUCGUAAAAGAACCAAGUGCUGUCCCUGUCAUUCAAGAUGGUAAAGUCGUUGAAAAGAUAGUCCCUGCUGUGACGCCGGCGAAGGUUGCUGAAAAGAUCCAUCCCACGAUGACGGAAGGAAAAGUCCCCGUUGUGACAAAAGAGAAGGUUGUUGAGCAGGCUGCCCCUUCGGUGACAGAGGAGAUCGUAAGCAUCUCUAAGGAGCAAGAAAAACUCCCUGUUAUGGCAGAAGAGAAGAAGGUUAUUGAAAAGAUUAUCCCCUCGGUGACAGAAGGAAAAGUCCCGGUAGUCCCUCAACAGGAGGUUGUUGAAAAAGUUGCCCCAUCGCCGACAGAAGAAAAAGUUCCUGUUGUGACACAAGAAAGGGCUAUUGAGCAGAAUGCCCCACAAGAAAGGGUUACUGAACAGGCUGCCCCUACGGCGACAGAAGAGAUUGUCACUGUUUCUAAAGAGAAAGAAGAAGUCCCUGUUGUUGUAACAGAGGAAAAGGUUCCCGAUGUGACAAAUGAGACAGUUAUUGAAAAGAUUACUCCUUCCGUAACAGAAGAAAAAGAUGUCAAUCAACGGAAGGUUGUUUCUUACGAAGAUGCUACAGAAAAUCUGGAAAAUCAAGUUACUGGAGAUGAGGAAACGGACAAAACUGAAUUGAAGUUUAUCGUCACCAUACAAGAGAGAAUAGUCCGUGAACAGACAGUCUCGAUCAUACCAGUGAUGGACAAGGGCGCCAACAAAAGACCGAAUGGAAAAUUGGUGAAAAAAGCAAUGAAAAGAGUAGCGAUGAAGGUGGCCCGUGCUGUACUUGAAGAGCUAUCUAAGGAACACAACACAGAUGGGGAGGGACAGUAGCAGCAGAAGCUGUAACCAGUGUGAGGGAAUAGGCUGCCACUUUCCACCAAACCGACAGUCACCACCACCAAAAUGUCCCCUCAGCACCCAGCUGCUUGCGAUGGGAUCCCAAAACUAAAUUCCCUAAGAAAGUGUUCCGUAUUUACUUGUCUUUUCUUAUUCCGUGUCUAU